CCAAAGAGACCGGAAUUUGAAAUGUUGGUAAUUUUGAAGGUUGGAAAAGCAUUUCCCAUUUGUGUCUUUUUACCUCGUUUUCUUUGAUUUUUUUUAUAUAUAAUCUUCCUUUACCUCUCAAUAGAAAUGACAACGGAUACCAACAUACUUUUAUCACAACGUUCUUUUCAUAUUAGAAAGUCAUUAAAAGAUUUAGCACAAAAACCAAGAAUUACUCGACGAAAAAAAGAAGAAAAACAACAACAACCUUCAUUACCUUUACCUUCUUUACCUCCACACCUUAAUACUAAAGAUAAUUAUGUUUAUGAUGUUUUAUACGAAUGUCAAAGAGGAUCUUGGCUAGUAGGUUAUAGUUCGAAAACUCUAUUGCAAUUUGAUCCUAAUCCUUGGUGUGAUGCUCAAAUGAAAUAUACACCCAUGAAUCCUGCAACUUAUCAAUUACCAGAUCCAACGUGGGAGUGGUUAAAUAAAGAAUGGUUGGUGGAUAUGACUGAAGAUGUAGAUGAAGCUGGUUGGCAAUAUGCUGUCAAAUUCCAUGGUGCUGUAUGGCAUGGUAAUUAUAAACAUUUCCGAUCAUUUGUACGACGAAGACGAUGGAUUCGAUUACGACAUUGUAAACAACAAGAACAAGAGAAAUCUAUUUCAACAUUAACAACACCAAGGCAACUUAUUAAAUUGGAUGAUAUCAUACCUUCUUCAGCUGAAUCUUCACAGUCAUUGAAUGAGUCAAAUCUUAUGGAAAAUUUACAAAAAUGUCGUCUUGAUCGUGAACGAAGAACUGUGAUCGAUUCUCUAUUAUCAUCCUUAUCCUCUUCUCAAUUACAGUCUUUAUUACAGGAUGAAAAGAAGAUAAUGACAUAUAUGAAUAUGUUUGAUUUUGAAGAUUCAAAACGAAUGCUAUUACAGAAACUCCUUGAUAUCAAUCAUAAUAACACCUAUUCAAAACCUAUUUCUUUAUCAUCAUUAUCUAGUGUAGAAAGAAAUCUUAUUGAUUCUUUAUCCUUUUACUCUGAUAUAUAUACCAUUCUUCGUUUAGAUACUUCAUCCAAUUAGUCUAUUAGAAAUAAAAAUAAUAAAUGAUGAUGAUCG
Halteromyces radiatus is the source of this 1089-nucleotide messenger RNA. RefSeq lists its product as uncharacterized. Bases 127 to 1053 code for a protein of 308 amino acids. Lineage: Eukaryota; Fungi; Mucoromycota; Mucoromycetes; Mucorales; Cunninghamellaceae. The transcript has 7 exons. Gene Ontology annotation, cellular component: membrane. The record is from RefSeq and is a predicted model, not a curated record.